Molecule: messenger RNA, 4111 nt
Organism: Vitis riparia (riverbank grape)
Lineage: Eukaryota; Viridiplantae; Streptophyta; Magnoliopsida; Vitales; Vitaceae
Product: actin cytoskeleton-regulatory complex protein PAN1-like
Exons: 13
Coding region: 326-3640 (1104 amino acids)
Biological process (GO): endocytosis; endosomal transport
Cellular component (GO): plasma membrane; nucleus; cytoplasm
Molecular function (GO): calcium ion binding; protein binding
Source: RefSeq, a predicted model, not a curated record
AGCCACCUCAUACUCACUCUCCCUCUUUUCUCUCUCCAUUUUCUCUCGAGCCAAACGCUCCGUCGCUGACUCAUUUCUCAGUUUCACCUUCCCCUAAAAAGAUAAAAAAAAAUCCUCUGAAAUUUUCAGUAGCUGAUAUAUCGUCUAAUUUUAAUCCAAUUCUAUCUCCACGAAUUACACAUCGACCAAUUCGCUCUAUAGGAGCCCUUCUGCGUUCUAGGGUUUCGAUUUUGCUCCUCCGAUCGGCUCGCGCUGCGGUUGAUUUGUUUAAUGCUUUUGUGUCCGGAUCUCGAUCGGCGGUUCUGUUGAGCUUUGUUUCUCUCUGAUGGCGGCGGCGCAGAACCAAGCGCCGAAUGUGGAUCUCUUCGAUGCGUAUUUUCGAAGGGCGGAUUUGGAUCGAGAUGGCCGGAUUAGUGGCUCCGAGGCCGUCGCCUUCUUCCAGACCACCAAUUUGCCUAAGCAUGUUCUUGCACAGAUAUGGACAUAUGCAGACCAUAACCGGAUCGGUUUCCUUGGUCGGGCUGAGUUCUAUAAUGCUCUUAAACUUGUCACUGUGGCACAAAGCAAGCGUGAGCUAACCCCUGACAUUGUGAAGGCAGCAUUGUAUGGCCCAGCUGCAGCUAAGAUACCUGCACCACAGAUAAAUCUUGCUGCUGCUCCUACACCUCAGAUGAAUACUGCUGCACCUGCACCUGCACCUGCACCUUCACCUGUCCCUCCAAUGGGCUCUGUUGCUCCAACAGCCUCUCAAAACUUUGGGGUUAGAGGGCCACAAGGACCUAUAAGUGCAAAUGUAAACCAGCAAUAUUUUCCCCCUCAGGGAAAUCAGUUAAUGAGGCCUACUCAAACCUUACCUGGUUCUGCUUCACUUCCAGCACAGGGUGCUGCAGUUCAAGGAUUCCCUGGUGGAGGCACUAUGGCAGGGAUGCGCCUUCCAAACUCAAGCAUCUCAAAUGAUUUAGUUGGUGGAAGGACAGGUGGAGCUCCAGCAGGAAUCACCGCCCAAGUUCCAAUCAGAGGGGUUAGUCCCUCCAUGUCUCAGGAUGGAUUUGGGGUUUCUCCAUCAGGGCUGACAGCUUCAGUACCAUCAAAACCGCAGGUCGGCUCUGGAAUCACAUCAUUAGAACCAGCAGCUAAGAAUUCCAAAGCAUUGGAUGUUACUGGGAAUGGGUUUGCUUCUGAAUCAAUUUUUGGAGGAGAUGUGUUUUCCGCCUCCCCGUCUCAACUAAAGCAAGAUUCUUCUGUGCAUACAUCAUCAUCAGGAAAUGCACCCAUUUCAUCAUCCAUUGCUCCAGUAUCCUCUGGAGCCCUGCCUUCAGUUAAAUCAAGGGCCCUUGAUUCUCCGCAAAGUUCGCCAAUGAUACAGCCUGUUGGUGGUCAGCUUCAGCAAGCUCAGCCACUUUCAAAACAGAACCAACAGGUUCCAACUCAGAAUUCUUCUGCCUUUAAUUCAGCUGGGAUUUCACUUGGAACUGAGAAUACUGCUUCUAGUCAAUCCCAGCUCCCAUGGCCAAGGAUUACUCAAUCUGACAUUCAGAAAUAUACUAAAGUAUUUGUGGCAGUAGACACUGACAGAGAUGGGAAAAUCACUGGUGAACAGGCACGCAAUCUGUUCCUGAGUUGGAGAUUGCCAAGAGAGGUUUUAAAGCAGGUGUGGGACUUAUCCGAUCAGGAUAAUGAUAGCAUGCUUUCUCUCAGGGAGUUUUGUACUGCACUUUAUCUAAUGGAGAGGUACAGGGAUGGACGUCCGCUUCCAGCUGUGCUUCCAAGCAGCAUCUUUGCUGACUUUCCAACCACAGUUCAACCUAUGGCUGGAUAUGGCAGUGCAGCUUGGAGACCUCCAUCAGGUUUGCAACAACAACAAGGAAUGCCUGUUUCUGGUGCACGACAUGUAACACCUGCAAUGGGAGGGAGGCCUCCACUGCCCCAUCGGGCUGAUGAAGGAAAGCAGACAAAUCAACAGAAGUCAAAAGUGCCAGUGUUAGAGAAACAUUUUGUGAAUCAACUUAGUAAAGAGGAACAAGACAUGCUUAACACAAAGUUUCAAGAGGCAGCAGCUGCUAAUAAAAAGGUAGAAGAAUUGGAGAAAGAAAUUUUGGAUUCUAAAGAGAAAAUUGAGUUUUGCCGCACUAAGAUGCAGGAACUUGUUUUAUACAAAAGCAGAUGUGACAACAGACUUAAUGAGAUCAUUGAGAGGGUAGCUGCUGAUAAACGCGAGGCUGAAGCCCUGGCCAAGAAAUAUGAAGAGAAAUACAAGCAAUCUGGAGAUGUAGCCUCUAAAUUAACUAUUGAAGAAGCUACAUUUCGUGAUAUUCAGGAGAGGAAAAUGGAGCUGUAUCAGGCAAUUCUCAAGAUGGAGGAAAAUGGCAGUGCUGAUGAGAGCAUUCAGGUUCGUGCUGAUCGUAUCCAGUCUGAUCUCGAUGAGCUAGUGAAAGCUCUUAAUGAGCGCUGCAAGAAGUAUGGAUUAUAUGUGAAACCAACCACACUUGUCGAGCUUCCCUUUGGCUGGCAACUUGGAAUCCAAGAGGGAGCUGCUGAUUGGGAUGAAGAUUGGGAUAAGUUUGAAGAGGAAGGAUACGUUUUUGUGAAGGAGCUCACUCUUGAUGUACAAAAUGCCAUAGCACCUCCAAAACCAAAGUCUAUGCCAGUUGACAAAGAAAAAGCUUCCACAGCUGAAACUCCAACUGCUGCUUCUUCAAGUGUUGAUGUUAAAUCGGAGGACCCUCCAAGCAUGGGUGAACGAGUGGUUGAAAAUGGAUCAGCAUAUAGCCAAACUGAGGAUUACUCAGCAAGAAGUCCAGGCAGCAGUCCAUUAGCAAGGGUGGCAAUGGAGAGGAGUCCAGCUGGCAGUCCAGCAGCAAGGACUGCAAUGGAGAGAAGUCCAGUGGGCAGCCCAGCAGCAAGGGCUGCAUUCGAGAGAAGUCCAGCUGGCAGUCCAGCAGCAAGGACUGCAUUUGAAAGAAGUCCUGCUGGCAGUCCAGCAGCAAGGCCUGCAUUUGAUAGCCCUUCUAGAGAAUUUCUUGACUCUCACUUCUUCAAGCCUUUCAGUGAAGAUGCCUCACCCCAUGCCAAAGACACUCAAAGUGAUUAUGGAGGUGCAGACUCUUUCCUUUCUGGAGAUAAGAGCUUUGAUGAACCAACUUGGGGAAAAUUUGACACUAAUGAUGACAUGGAGUCAAUAUGGGGCAUGAACUCAAUCGGUGCUACUAGCAAGAUGGAUCAUGAGAGACACACAGAAAAUUAUUUCUUUGGGGACGAGUUUGAUCUAAAGCCUAUAAGAACAGAGUCAUCACAAGCAAGUGGCUCUUUUCCAAAGAAGAGCACGUUUACUUUUGAUGAUUCUGUUCCUAGCACACCACUCUACAGUAUAAGCAAUUCACCUUCAAGAUUCAACGAGGGGUCAGAACACUCUUUUGACCCCUUGUCAAGGUUUGAUUCUUUCAAGUCGCAUGAUUCUGGAUUUUUCCAACCACGGGACACACUUGCAAGAUUUGAUUCGAUGCGCAGUACUGCUGACUAUGAUCAUGGCCAUGGGUUUCCACCAUCUGAUGACUCAGAUCCUUUUGGCACCGGGCCCUUUAAGACAUCACUGGACAGUCAAACUCCAAGAAGAGGCUCUGAUAAUUGGAGCGCCUUUUAGCUCGGUGACUCACUUUAGUCAUGCCUGAGGACUCGACUCUUCUCGUGUGUUUUGUUAGUUCUGCUAUAUAAUUGGCCUGUGUUUUCCUGGUGUGCUAUAUAGUUGUGACUGUCGCUGGCUGCUUGUUAUAUAUUUUUGGAUCACACUGUUGUGUAUUCCCCAAUUCUUCUCUGAUUUUUCUUUUUUUUUGGGGAGCUUGUCAGGGUGGAAAAUUUUUCAUAUUUCCCAGAUCCUGUUGAGAGUAUUUUUUUAUAUCUUAUGGUGCUGAAUGUUGUCAUGACUAGGCAGUUGAUUUCAUUUUUCCUUUCUCUUGUUUCUUUUUUCCUUUGGUGUAAUAUCGAUAUGAGGUAUUUUGGGGGUGGUUAAUACCAUCCAGCCAUGACAUGAAUCGUGUGACAUCGAACAAGCAGCUUUUGCAGCAAGGCAUUGAGUGAAUAAUAAUAGUAUCAUGAGUAGUUGAAGAAGCUUUAA